UUGUCUUUACGAACUAUAUAAACCAAAAUAAUUCUUUUAUACAAAUUACAAAACCCUAACCAUUUUCCACUUUGUUUUCCUUCUUACAUUUCAAGAAAGAGCUAAAGUCGAGUCCUAAAAUGGCUGAAAACAAAACAGAAGAGAGGAAAAUCCCAGUCUUUACAGUCAUAAAGAACGGUGCCAUUCUCAAGAACAUCUUUCUCAUCGACAAACCACCGCCACCAUCACCCUCCAUCAUGGCCGUUCAAAAUGAAGACAAAGAUGAUGAUGAAGAAAAGGAGGAAAUUUUGAUGGUUGGUCGACACCCGGAUUGCCACAUCAUGUUGACUCACCCCAGUAUUAGUAGAUUUCACCUCCAGAUUCACGCUAAACCCUAUUCACGGAACCUCUCUGUCAUCGAUUUAUCGUCUGUACAUGGGACACGGGUUUCAGAAAGAAAGAUCGAACCUUGUGUUCCCGUGGAGCUGAAUGAGGGAGAUACUCUAAAGAUUGGUGGGUCAACUAGAGUCUAUAGGCUGCAUUGGAUUCCACUGAGCCAGGCAUACGACAUGGAUUACUCGUUUGUGUCAGAAUUGGAUGUACCAGUAGCAGAAGAGCAAGAAGAGGAAAGUCAAGUGGAACCACACCAGGUUAAGAAAUCAGUGCUAUUAGAGGUCGGAAAAAGUGAAUCAUUGGUAAUGGAACCAAAAGAAGAACAAACAUGUCAGGGUUUGGAUUCUCUUUCAAUUGAAGAAUUCGAACAAGUAGAAGAGAAAAAGCCAUUCGUGGUGGAAGAAAAAGGAGGAAUGUGCCAGGAUGAGAUUUCUAUUUUAGUUCACGAUAAACCAAGUCAAUCUCUGGAUUGGAUUUUGGAGGGGAUUGCUUCCUUGUUUUGUGAUGAGAGAUCAGAGUUGAUUCUGGAGACAGAGAUUCCAUUUUCUGAGACUUUACCAAUAGACAUGGCUUGUCCUGUUGGUGGUAAUAUGUCAGUGCCUGAAGAGCAGCAUUUUGAUAAACAUGAUCAGAUCCAGUGUCAUGAUUCUAUGACAGAAUUUAUACCUGCAACUGAAAAUUCAGAGAGCUCAAAAAGAUCAGAAAAAAAAUCCAAGGUUUUGGUUAAUUUUGUUGCUUCACCAUUGAAUGCAAAACAGCAGAAAUUACCUGAUAAAACUGAACACCAGAGUCCACUGCAAGAAGAAAUUGAAAAGAGGAAUAACUUAGAAGAUUGGUCUGGGAAAGAGUCUGCAAAUUCAUCUUUGGUUUUAGGGGGAGUUGUAUCAGAGAUCAAUACUGAACAGAUCCACAAAGAAAAUGAGCUGCCGCUGUCACUUGUUAUGCAACCUUCUGAGGCAGAAAUGAUAAAGAAGUCUUCGAUGGACAAAAAUAUUAAUAUGUUACUGGCUGAAGGGCAGCAAUUUGACGAAAAUGAUCAGAUCCCAUGUCGUGGUUCUAUGACAGAAUUUAUACCUGCAACAGAAAAUUCAGAGAGCUCAAAAAGAUCAGAGAAAAAAUGCAAGGUUUUGGUUAACUUUGUUGCUUCAUCAUUGGAUGCAAAACAGCAGAAAUUACCUGAUGAAACUGAAAACCAGAGUCCACUGCAAGAAGAAAUAGAAGUGAGGAAUAACUUAGAAGAUUGGUCUGGGAAACAGUCUGCGAAGUCAUCUUUGGUUUUAGGGGGAAUUGUAUCAGAGAUCAAUACUGAACAGAUCCACAAAGAAAAUGAGCCACUGGUGUCACUUGUUAUGCAACCAUCUGAGGCAGAAAUGCUAGAGAAGUCUUUGAUGGAAAAAAAUAUGAAUAUGUUUCUGGCUUUGAACUCUGGAUGCUUUAAUGGAGAAGGCUUCCCGGAAGCUCAAGUGUUUGAAGCUGGAAACCGUAGCCAAAGAGAAGGCCUUGAACAGAAGGAGAUAUCACACUUCUGUUCUUCUGUUCUUGAGGAGUCUGUGAACUCAUCUUUGCCUAUUGGAGAAGUACUCAAUGAGGUUGUAGAUUCCAAGAAUAGCCGGACUCCACAAUCUGUGUUUUAUCCAGAAGGAGUUGAAGACCAGGAAAACCCUGAAGUUUCUCCACUUAGAUCAGAUAGAAAGCCUAGCUCACAUAGCAUUUGGUCAAGAAGAGGCAAACCAGCUAGUGCUCUACAGAUUCAAACCAGUAGAAGCAGAGGAAAGACGACAAGGAGUCACAAUAAGGCUGUUGUAGGUUUGCAGAUGCAGGAGGAUAUGGAAAAUAAAUCAAUUUCAAAGAUACUUUUUACUGGUUUUGGAGAGAAAGAAGAAGAAUUUUUUAGUCCAAACAAGGAGAAUUUCUCCCCUGAUACUCUUCUAAUAAAGUCCUUGAAAAGGAAGGGUAAGCUGGAAGAAAUUAAGCCUUCCAGGUCAUGCAGAAAAUCCUCCUCAAAAGUUACUAUCAGCCCCAAUAUACAGCUAGAAGAAGACUUGAUUUCUUCAGACAAAGAGAACCAGACACCGAAAGUUCUCCAAGAGUGGAAAUUAGCAGGAUAUGCCUCUAGAAAUCAUGUGAAGUUGGAACAGGAGAGGGUGACGUCGAAGAAAAGAGCAGAAAGGGUGCCAUUUCAAUCUCUUGCUGCAAACUCUUCAGGCAUGAGGAGAUCAGAACACUCACUCCCUAAUGGAACAACAAGUUGCAACUCUGUCAAUUUGUCUCAAACCAUGAAGAUCACUCAUUCCUCAUCCAUUGCAGAGCGAAGGAGAAGCUGGGUAAUGGUAGUGGAUGCCUCUACUCUUCUAGACAAGCAAUCAAGGAAAUCGUUACAGCUUUUACAAGGUCUCAAGGGGACUCAAUUGAUCAUUCCAAGAAUGGUCAUAAGGGAGCUGGGUUGUUUGAAAAGUCGUGGUAGUCUAUUCAGAAGAACAACUGAGGUCUCAUCAGUGUUGGAAUGGAUUGAAGAGUGUUUGGUGAAAACAAAGUGGUGGAUUCACGUUCAAAACUCAAUGGAGGAGGAAAGGCCUCUUGCACCAACCCCUCCUGCUUCUCCUAAGUCUCUAUUCAGUGAAGGGAGUUGUGGGAGUUUUCCUUCUGGGACUAAGAGCUGGGGGGUUUUUUCUGCAGCUACAGGUUUUACAGAAAUUGUUUCACCAACAGCUGAAGAUCAUGUCCUUGAUUGUGCUCUUCUCUUCAGGAAAAAGAAAAUGGAUGGACAACUUGUUCUUCUUAGCAAUGAUGUCACUCUGAAGAUUAAAGCCAUGGCAGAGGGUUUGAAUUGUGAAACAGCUCAGGAAUUCCGUGAGAGUCUAGUGAAUCCCUUCUCAGACAGGUUCUUGUGGGCAGACAGCUCGCCUAGAGGACUUACAUGGUCUGUCCUGGAUGACAUAGUUUUGAGAGAAAGGUACAACUGUGGCCCUUUGAAGAAGACCUCAAAGGGAGGAGACGGUGCAAAAGGUUUGAAGCUCAUUCUGCUGCAUAACUCUCAUUAUUCGCAGAUGCAUUCAGUCAGAUAGAAGAAGACAGUUCUAGCCUGUAUAUAAGAUGAUCAUCAUUCAGUAUAUUUGUUGUUCCCCUGGAAAAACUGGUGCUUGGAAUUGAGUCUUUUGAACUUAGUAAUUGCUUAUGAAUGCAUUACCCAUAUUCUAAACAUCCCUUGCCACAUUACAUUUUU
This is a messenger RNA of Mangifera indica (mango), 3595 nucleotides long. Its product is annotated as FHA domain-containing protein PS1-like. NCBI's taxonomy places the organism in Eukaryota, Viridiplantae, Streptophyta, Magnoliopsida, Sapindales, Anacardiaceae. Bases 120 to 3437 code for a protein of 1105 amino acids. The record is from RefSeq and is a predicted model, not a curated record. Gene Ontology annotation, cellular component: nuclear membrane. The transcript has 7 exons. Gene Ontology annotation, molecular function: protein binding.